AUGUCAAUUAACCCAGGCCGCUUGCCAAUCCGGACUGAUACCGGUGAUCACCCAGACAAGAGGACGACGGGACAUCCAGAGAUACCAAAUUUCGGCUAUUUUGUUAACGAAACGCUGACAAUCAGGCUUGCGGCCUACACAAGCGUGUGCAGAGGAGAGACGGACGUGAGUGAGAACUGCACCAAACUGUGUUCCCUCCACCCCCCAGACCGAGAGGUCAUCCCGGUCUCCCAAUGACAUACUCCUCAUAUACCUGCUGGCUACAAGAAUCUACCCUGAUGCGAGCUCGAGCUGCUGCUAUCACUCCUAAGAUGGCGGCUACUCCUAAUCUACAAUUGCCUGACAAGACACAAAUUGUGAAAACCCUCCAAGACACGUUUGAACGUCUACUCCAUAAUGUCCAGACAAGGGGACGACGGGGCAUCCAGAGGCACCAAAUUUCAGCUCUUUACAAGCUUUUGGGCAAAAAUGGAGGCCCAUGGUACGGAGACACCGCGCCAGAACCAGGAGGAAGCCAGUAG
Messenger RNA from Pelobates cultripes (western spadefoot toad), 521 nucleotides. The record is from the annotation of a GenBank genome assembly. NCBI's taxonomy places the organism in Eukaryota, Metazoa, Chordata, Amphibia, Anura, Pelobatidae.